AUGUCAUAGACGCACAUGUGCACCCAGGGCAAUGUGGUAGAGAGGAUUUGUUAGUCACACGCGUUCACACUCACACUCGCGCACGCACACACACACACACACUCACGCACACGCACACAGGCUGACUCUGUGAUGGCAUGGCAGUGUAGAGAUGCAAUUCUGCAGAGAGUAUUUCUGUCAGACCUGUAGCGGCGCAGUCACUAGUCCGGAGGAAGAUAUGGAAUACGGCAUGGGGAACUGCAUCGGAGUCCAGCGCAGCCAGGCUACAGCCCACACUGACAGUCAGACUGGGGAGAAGAGGGACAGCAGAACCGAAAACGGGUCUGUGCUGACCGAUCCCCCAGCCGCGCAGCCGGAGCAACACACCCCACAGACCAGUGAGGAGGAGGAGGAGAGGAAGAGACGAGAGGAAGAGGAGAAGGAGGAGCUGCUGUUUCCUCACGACCUGCUGCCCAACACAGACCUCAGCACUGAGCUGAACAUCUGGGAGACUUCACUCAGCAGACCCAUUCAGACACUUCCAUCACCACAGGCAGACCUUGAGUUCAGGACACCAACUGAGGAAGUAGCACCCGCUGUGGGCCAGAGUGACGAACAGCCAGAAAACAGGUCCUCCCUCAUUGGACAGGCCGAGGAGGGAGACCGCACCCCCGUUUCCCCAGCACCUCCCGAGGACCACGUUCCCCAGCCCUCCCUGCCUGCCCAUCUCCUUCGGGACGGCGCCGAAUUCCCCACCCCUCCCCCAACCCCUCCCGAGAGGUGCCCUCCCACCCCACCAGAGAGUGCCCCUCCAGAGCUACAGACCCCCGUGCCUGCACCCCCUGCCCCUGACCCGCAGCCCGAUUCCCCUGUUCUCCAGCCCAAGGGUCCUGCUGACACCCUAUCGGCUCCCUCACAGAACGUCCCGCACAGGAGCUCAGACUCUGACGGAGCGUUCGAGACCCCCGAGUCCACCACCCCGGUGAAGGCUGCGACCCCCCCACUGCCCCCGCCAGAGCCCGACACACAGACCCAGCCCCUGCCUUCUGAGGACACAGGGUUCUGCUCUGACUCUGCGUCUGUGCCAGAGGCCUCUCUCAGCGAACCUGUCUCCGAGUCUCCGGCCUUCCGGCCUCCGUGCCGAUCCUUCUCCACCGUCUUCGACGAGAACAAGCCCAUCGCCAGCAGCGGCACCUACAACCUCGACCUCAUCGCCGCCAGCCCCUUCCCCGAUUCGGCAUUUGGACCCGAGUCGCAGGACCAGCUGCGGAGCCCAGACGGUGGCGCCGGCGGCCGGCGGCGGUCCCCUCUGACACGCUCCCUCAGCCUCCAGGCGGGGGAGUUGGACGGAGCUGCUCCGGAGGAGGGAUCAGCAGGAGGGGGUCAGGACCAGUCGGCGCACCUGCGGGCCGAGGCCUUCAGUGUGGGGACUGAGAGCGCCCCGGGAACACUCCGCAAGUCGAAGAAGCCCCGCCCCGCCUCUCUGAAGAAGAAGCCCCUCUCCAGGCAGAACUCCACCCCUCCCGGCACCGCUGAGGGCAGCACCAUCUCCACCCCCGAGGUCAAGAAGAAGACCCACGAGGAAGAGGACGGGGGCUCGGCUGCACAGAGCCCCAGGGGAACCCUGAGGAAGAGCAAGGCCCCGCCCAAACCGAACGCAGAACCCGAGCCCGAGCCCCAGGAUAGCCUGAGAGCCAGAGAGGAGGCUCCACAGCCGGCACCCUCGCCACCCCCGCACCAGAGGGACCCGUCCCCUCCAGCCCCUGCAGCUCCCCCUCCCCCUGUCCCAGACGACAACUCCCCCAUCCCCCCAAAGGCCUCUUACAAAUGGGACCCGGACAACUUUGAGGGGAUUGACCCAUUCAACACCGGAGGCAGCAAAGUCGCCAACUCCCCUGUGCUGGGGAGGAAAGGGGUAUCGUUCGUCCCCACCGCCACCCCCCCGGGAGACGAGCCCGCGCCCACAGAGGAGCUCCCGCCGCCCGCUCCUCCUGCCCCCACCACAAGCGAAGAGGAGCAGCCCCUGAACAGGCGCCAGUCCGUCAGGCUGGAGUUCGACUACUCCGAGGACACCGCAGAGCCCCCUCGGGACGCCACGCCCCCUCCCAAAAAACUGGGCAAGAAGCCGGGAGCCAAAAUGCCCCUCCGGAAGCCAAAGAUCGGGGCGAAGAAGGCCCCUCCGCCGCCAGUGGAGCAACUGGACAACGCCCCGCCCCAAAGCAGCGACGACAUUCCCAUUCCACCCAAGGCCUCCUACAACUUUGACCCCAGCAAGUGGGACGACCCCAAUUUUAACCCCUUCUCCUCCGGCGGGGGGAUCCCCAACUCGCCCGGCAUGUCCCAGCCUUCGUAUGACUUUGACCCAGACAACUACGAUGAUGCGGUGGACCCGUUCAAGCCCUCCAACAAAAUGGGGAACUCGCCGCCCAAGUCGUCCUCCGCAUCGUUUGAGGUGCCUGCAAAUGACAACGACAGCCUCAGUGAGCUGGAGGACCAAAAUCAGAACAAACCCGCCAAGAAGAAGAAGACCCCAAUUAAGUCGAAGCUCAGCGAUGUGACAUCUCUGUGUUGUCUGUUUAACACAUUCAGAGUGAAGAAGUCCCCAAAGAGGUCUCCUAUGUCUGAGACAGUGUCACAGUGUCCUGUGUGUUUCUCGCUUUCCAUGCCUCCCCAUGACCAUCCCCAGGAGCCCACGCCCCUGGCCACGCCCGACGUGCCGCAGGACGACCACGCCACUGACGAGGAGAAGCUCGCCUCCUCCACCAACCAGAAGUGGGCGGCUCUGCAGGGUGUGGAGGCGGAGCUGACCUCUGACCCCCAGGACUUCCCCCAGCCCUCGGACCUCACCGCCUUCGUCAACGAGAACAGCUUGCCCCCUCAGUCGCACGUGACGGACUAUGAGAUCGAGUAUAUGGAGAAAAUUGGCUCUUCGACCCCUCCUCUCUCUGUGAAAAAGCCGUCUCUGUACUUGAAGCUGGACUCAGUCACAGACAGUUCCACCAAGAGCUCCUGCAUUCGUGGCUCAGAACCCAGUUCCCCCUGCACAGGGAGCUUUGAGGAGAUGGAAGCUCAGAUCUCUGCUGGUGUGAAAUCUCCAGUGUUGCCCUCUCGGGGGGGCCAUGAGCCCGUGGGGGCGGAGAAGAGCCGGAAGAGGGAGAGCGAGCUGCUGAGCACCGCCCCCAGCAGCGAGCGGGACGGAGCGACCCCUCCCCAAGGUCCCGCGGACCCUGCCGACACCCCGCUGUUAGACAGACUGUCUGAGGCGGGCGGUGGGCUGCAGUACCUGGAACCCGACCUGGCUGAGACCAACCCCACUGCGUUCGCUCAGAAGCUGCAGGAGGAGCUGGUGCUCGCUGCCCUGAGGAUAGAGGCUCUGCAGGUAGCCCAAAAAAUCUCCCAGAGUCCCUCUCUGUCCUGUGUAAUCCCAGAGUCACGUCUCAAGAAGCCCACCCCCCGCAGAUGGAAUCUCAACGGCUCACAGACGGCCAAACAGAGGGAGGUCACAUCCCCUGCAGAGGGCAACGUCUCCAAAGGGCCCGUGUACUCACGGAUGGGGUACAGCGAGGGGGGUGGGAGCCCGUACCUGCCCGGCGAAUUGGACCACUCCCUGGGGAUCGCACGCGAGGAGAUUGUGGCUAAGGAGCAGGAAGUGGCAGAGUGGCAGAGGAAGUACGAGGAGAGUCGACAGGAAGUUGCUGAAAUGAGGAGGAUAGUGGCAGAAUAUGAGAAGACCAUUGCGCAGAUGAUAGGCAUGCCUGAGGAUGAGCAGCGGGAGAAGUCUCUGUCCCAUCACACCAUCCAGCAGCUGAUCAUGGAGAAGGACCAGGCUCUGGCUGACCUCAACUCUGUGGAGAAGUCCCUGGCCGACCUCUUCCGCCGAUACGAAAAGAUGAAGGACGUGCUGGAGGGUUUCCGCAAGAAUGAGGAGGUUCUGAAGAAGUGUGCACAGGAGUAUCUGUCCCGGGUCCGCAAGGAGGAGCAGCGAUACCAGGCUCUCAAAAUCCACGCAGAGGAGAAACUGGACAAGGCAAAUGCGGACAUUGCACAGGUUCGAGCCAAGGCCAAGCAGGAGCAGGUCGCCUAUCAGGCCAGCCUGCGCAAGGAGCAGAUGAAGGUGGAGUCCCUGGAGCGCACACUGGAGCAGAAGAACAAAGAGAUCGAGGAACUGACUAAAAUCUGCGAUGAGCUCAUCUCCAAGAUGGGAAAGAGUUAGCCCGCUGUCGCUCAGCCACUCUGCCACAGGCUGUCCAUUUUCCCAGGAGCUGAGGUGGGGAGAGAGAGGAAGAGGCCCUUUCACUGUCUCAGUGCUCAUUUUGUCUGUACAACUCCUGGACAGAUGGACAGACUGUCUGGCAGAAGAGUCUGAAAUCUCCCUUAAUCUCUCACUCCACUGUAUGUUCUUCACUGGGAGGCUUGUGAGUGUGAGUGGCAGCACCCCCUAGGGGCCAGGGGGACUACUGGCCACUACUUCACUGUUUUGUUUUUUUUUAUUAUUUUGUUUUAUUUUUUUAAUUUGUCUGUUUUGUUUGCAUUUGGUGUUUCAAUGUGUUUCAAGUUUCCUGUAUCAGGGGUCUUGUGAAAAAUAUGGACUCUCCACAUCAAGAGAGAAAGAAAGAGAAAGAAACAAACGGAAAAAGAAAUACUGAGGGUGAGGUCAUGGCGUCCUGUGCUUCUGGCCACCAAUGGAACAGACUGUAAACCUGCAGCUCCUUUAGCACCUUCUCACCAAGAGAAGAAAAGCAACAAGGGUCGUCAAAAAAAGAAUUUUAAAACACUAGUAGUCUAACUGAUUCAUUCUUUAACUAAGAAAAGUGAUAAUAAUGAUAACUAUAAUAAUAAUAAUAAUUGCAUGUAGUAGAUGAGAGAUUACCUUCCUUUUGUACAUAAAAAUGUGGGCAGAUGGUGAGAAAGGAACACACCUGUGAUUUUUGAUACCGUAUUCUGUCAGCUCAAUACACACUGUCAUUUUGUAGAUACUUUUUUUGUGUGCUUGUUCCUUUGCUUCCGUAGGAAAAAAACAGAAAUGGGGAAUUUUAUUUUAUUAUUUCAAAGAUGAUAAUUGUUCAUCCUCUGGUCAUUGUUUUGAUUAUAAUUUGAUUAAUUUAAUGCAGAUGGGAUUUUUCUCAGUCAGGAUGUGAGAGCGCCCUUGGUGAGAACCGGCUUUCAAAGUGCAAUAAAAGAUGGCAAUAAAAACA
This is a messenger RNA of Megalops cyprinoides (Indo-Pacific tarpon), 5174 nucleotides long. It is a transcript of the gene tacc2, whose product is annotated as transforming, acidic coiled-coil containing protein 2. Gene Ontology annotation, biological process: cell population proliferation; cerebral cortex development; mitotic spindle organization. Gene Ontology annotation, cellular component: cytoplasm. The transcript is spliced from 23 exons. The record is from RefSeq and is a predicted model, not a curated record. NCBI's taxonomy places the organism in Eukaryota, Metazoa, Chordata, Actinopteri, Elopiformes, Megalopidae. The coding region runs from base 152 to 4192 and encodes 1346 amino acids.